AUGGUGGAUGUUGCCAAAGAAGUUGGAGCCGAUGCCGUCGCUCAUGGAUGUACAGGGAAAGGAAACGAUCAGGGAGAGAAGAUGCCAUUGAGUAUGCAAAAAAGUAAAAAGCAUAAUGUUCCUGUUCCAGUGACAAAGAAAUCCAUAUAUAGCAGGGAUAGGAACCUAUGGCAUCUUAGCUACGAGGGUGAUAUUUUGGAAGACACGGCUAAUGAGCCCCAAAAGGAUAUGUACAUGAUUUCCGUAGACCCGGAGGAUGCUCCAGAUCAGGCCGAAUAUUUGGAAACUGGUAUCGAGUCAGGACUUCCUGUUUCACUCAACGGGAAGACGCUUUCGCCAGCUUCUUUACUCACUGAGCUCAAUGAGAUAGGUGGAAGGCAUGGAAUUGGCCGCAUUGACAUGGUUGAGAAUCGGCUUGUAGGCAUGAAGAGCCGCGGAGUGUAUGAAACUCCUGGUGGAACAAUCCUUUUCGCUGCAGCACGGGAGUUGGAGUUUUUGACACUUGACCGAGAAACAAUACUGGUCAAAAAUUCAUUAGCCCUUAAAUAUACAGAACUGGUUUACGCUGGAAGAUGGUUUGAUCCACUCCGUGAGUCCAUGGACGCAUUUAUGCAGAAGAUUACAGAGACCACAACAGGUUCUGUGACUUUGAAAUUGUACAAAGGUUCUGUUACUGUAACAGGUAGGAAGAGUCCGUUCAGCCUGUAUAGGAAAGAUAUCUCGUCGUUUGAGAGUAGUGAGAUAUAUGAUCAAGCUGAUGCUGUGGGUUUUAUCAGGCUUUACGGUCUUCCGAUGAGAGUCCGGGCAAUGCUUAAGCAGGACGUUUAA
Vicia villosa (hairy vetch) is the source of this 828-nucleotide messenger RNA. RefSeq names its product argininosuccinate synthase, chloroplastic-like. The transcript is spliced from 4 exons. Gene Ontology annotation, molecular function: ATP binding; argininosuccinate synthase activity. Gene Ontology annotation, biological process: L-arginine biosynthetic process; urea cycle. The coding region runs from base 1 to 828 and encodes 275 amino acids. The record is from RefSeq and is a predicted model, not a curated record. Gene Ontology annotation, cellular component: cytoplasm. NCBI's taxonomy places the organism in Eukaryota, Viridiplantae, Streptophyta, Magnoliopsida, Fabales, Fabaceae.